CGCCUCUCGGCCCCGGCCGCCCGCCGCGGUGGAGGCGCUCGGCGCUCGGCUGCGGCGGCCUGGCGGCUAUCCGCUCUUCUCUCCCUCUCAAGAUGGCGGCGGUCGGCGGCGCUGAGGCGGGAGCCGGGCCCGCGGAGUGAAGAAGCUCAGGACUACUGAGAUCCAGAAGGAGAAGAGUAAUGCUCACACUGGCCCAAUGGAAGAUACUGAAGGCCUGGUCCUGUAGCGGGGAAGGAGUCUGGAAACGUCGCCACAUUCUCAGUCCUGCAGGACGGCCAUGGCUUAUGAUGACUCCAGGAAGAAAGAAGAUUGCUUUGAUGGUGACCGAAGUUUGGAGGACAUAGGACUGGCAGCUGGCCGGAGCCAACGAGAGAAAAGACGUUCUUACAAGGAUCUUUUAAGAGAAGAAGAGGAGAUUGCUGCUCAGGUCAGGAAGUCCUCCAAGAAGAGACUGAAGGAGAGAGCUCUCUUCUCCCUGGGCACGGACACGCACAAGAGGAGGAGGAAGCAUUCCUCCGGCGAGUCCUGCUAUGGAGAUCUUUCUCCUUUGGAGUCAUCACAGAAGAAAAAAAAGAAGGUGGUACCAAGUCCCCCAACCUCUGAUACAGCCAUGGACCUACUAAAGGCCAUCACAUCCCCCCUAGCAACAGGCUCCAAACCCCCCAGAAAGACUGGGGAGAAAUCCUCAUUUUCUUCCUUUAGCUCCUCAAGCUACUCAGAAAGCAAAAAGGAGCAGCACCCCAGGAAAAAAGUGAGCAGCAGCAGUGGGGAGCUUUCCCUUGAGGACAGCGGCUUCCACAAGGCCAAAAAAAUGAAGCCUCUCUAUGUUAAUACAGAGACCUUGACCCUUCGAGAGCCAGAUGGCUUAAAAAUGAAACUUAUUCUCUCGCCCAAGGAGAAGGAAGGUAGGACAGGUGAUGAGGAACCUUUUCAGAAUCCUUCUCAACAGGGGACAACCAAAAAAUCCUCUAAGAAAUCAGCUCGAGAUGAGCAGGGCACUUUUCUCCUUGGGCACGAGCUGCACAGUUUCCUAAAAACAGCCAGGAAGAAGCACAAGCCAGCCCCAGACCAACAUCCCUCACCUGGCCCGGAAAGCUUUGGGUCAGAUGCUUCCAUCUUUCCAGAGUCACACACCGCUGACUAUGAGCUCUCAAAUGUUGAACCUGCCCUGGAGUCAGGCUCAUCCUCUGGGGGUGAGCUAGAGGCCGGUGAACUAGUGAUUGAUGACUCUUACCGGGAGAUUAAGAAGAAGAAGAAAUCCAAGAAGAGCAAAAAGAAGAAAGACAAGGAGAGGCAUAAGGAGAAGCGCCACUCCAAGUCUAAGAAGGGCCCUGGACUCUCUGCUGCAGUCACCACUAUAGGAGAGGCCACGGGCACCAGCCCUGCACCCCCACCCCCUACCAGCACACCUUUCCCUGGAGCUGUGCCUCCACCACCGCCGCCGCCACCGUUGCCGCCACCACCACCACCACCACCACCACCACCAGUCUUCCACACUGAUGGACAGAGUGAGAAGAAGAAGAAGAAAGAAGAGAAGGAGAAAGAAAAGGCAGAGAAAGCAGAAAAGCCAAAGAAGAAAAAUAUGUCUGCCUACCAGGUAUUCUGUAAGGAGUACCGGGUCACCAUUGUGGCGGAGCAUCCUGGAAUAGAUUUUGGAGAACUUAGCAAGAAAUUAGCUGAAGUAUGGAAACAACUUCCAGAAAAAGACAAACUGGUUUGGAAGCAGAAGGCCCAGUACCUCCAGCACAAGCAGAACAAGGCUGAAGCCACUACAGUGAAGAGGAAGGCAGCUGCCAGCUCUGACGGGGCUGUGAGAGUCAAAGCUUCUACUGCUGGAGUGAUGUCGCCUCAUAAAAAGUCCCCUUCCAGCACUGUGGUGUUAUCUUCCUCCCCAGCCAAAGUCCCUGAGACAGAUCCCAUUGAUGUAGCUGCACACCUUCAACUCUUAGGAGAAUCAUUGAGCCUCAUUGGUCACCGCCUACAGGAAACAGAGUGUGCCAUCCCUUCUUUUCAGGGCAUGGUGGCCGUUUCUGGAAGUCUUUCGGUGCUCCUAGAUUCUAUCAUCUGUGCUCUUGGCCCUCUGGCAUGCCUGACCACACAACUGCCUGAGCUGAAUGGCUGCCCAAAGCAGGUCCUGUCAAACACUCUGGACAACAUCGCCUAUAUCAUGCCUGGACUCUGACAACUAAGAAUUCUGGGUCACAUACUCGCCCUGCCCCAUUGCUGGCUCACGUGGACACAGACUGUUCUAGCGCCCUGUGCUGGCUUCUGGGUGUAGGUUUUAAUGUUUUUAAUCCAUGUACCAUAUACACAUAGGAUUGUAACUACCUACUUUUAACAAUUUAUGGAAAGUGAAGGCUCAGCUAGGGAGAGCCUUGGCUUAAAUGUGGGUUUGGGAUUUUCAUUUUGUUUUGCUUUUUUUUCUCUGGUGGUGGAUCAAUCUGCCUUAAAAUCAAAGAAACUUGGGGGCCUGGGGGAGGGAGGGAGGGUUUGUUCUGGGCACCGAAGGCACCUCUUUUAUGGACAGAUAAAAUAUGGUGGUUUUGUUCCAAGCUGAGUAUUGUCCCCCAGACCUAUCAUUGACCGUUUGCCUUAUCUAUCUUGUAGUCUGAAGUGUACUAGGGAAGAGGGUAGAGAAAACAAAUCCUUUCAGCUCAAGGUGACCAUCUCUCCUUCACUCCCAGGUGGGAAGUGACAGUCAUUUCCAUCUGGAGAGAAAGAACAGGCUUAGGCAAGGGAUAACUGUAGCUCUUGGUACCAUUGUUAGUCCUGAUGGUGCCAAGGAAGUAGGAGCCCCAGGCCCUCUACAGCUGGGUGUGCCAGCUCUGACAUCACUGGAUCCCUCAGGGGAUAAUAAGUGUGACCACUGCCAGAGCCCCUCGUUGAACUGCACUUAUUCUGAACCUUCGCCAGAGGCCUGGAGGCUCCAGGCAGAAAUGUGGAGUCCUCGGCAGUGUAAGACAGGGCCACUGAGGCCACUCCAGGGUCACUGCUUCAGGUGUGCGACGGCAAUAGAAGACAUCAGUUUGCUCAGCCUGGCUCUCCCUCUUGACCCAUCAUCUGGGGUCUCCUAGCAUGCAAGGACUGAGCAUUCUGCACUCUGCUCAUGAGGGAGCUGCAGGAAAGCACUUGAUUCCUAGGUAGUUUUGUAUAUGUGUGUAUGUGUGUAUGCGUGUGCGUUUUAAUCAUGUAUAUUUAACGCUUUAAAAUCUGUUUAGUUUUUAAUUUAUCCUGUAAAUUUCUGUAUAUAUAAUUUAAUAACAAAAGACCUCCACCAGCAGCAGCAUGGAGAAGAUUCAGAUUUGUUAGAAUUGUACCUCUUCCCAUCCCUUGUCCCUAUUCUCCCUCCAGGCUGCCCUGGAAACCUUAACACACCUGUAGCUUGAGGCAUUUCUUGACAAAAAAGAAUCAUUCCAAGGAUUCUGACUCCUUAUGGAGAAACAUGUGGGCUGUGCAGAAGGUGAAGGGCUAAGGCACAGAUGUGUGUGCGUUUGUGUGUAUGUGUGAGAGAAAGAGUGAGAGAGGGAAACCAUGACCUCUUAGCCUUGUUUCCACACAACCAAAAUAACUUCAUCUUCUUAUAGGAAAAAAAGCAAUUAAGUUUGGGGGCAAGAGGUCUGCUUGGAUUUGGUCUGGUCCUUGUGGUCUGCCUCCUAGUCAGCUGCUUGCUGGCUCUUCUGUGAGGAGCCUCUCGGGCUCCCAUUUCCCCCCUUCCCCUUCCCCCCACCUCCCCUCCAUCACACAGCCAUGAUAUCACUGAGCUCGGCUUUGGGAUGGUCACUAAUUGCUGUAUCACCCCACCACCACCAUGACCUAAGGUUGCUGUGUGGUUUAAUCAAAGAACAGGGAGGAAAGAGAAGGAAUGGAAAGCAGUUGAGUUGGCCUCUUGACCCAGAGCUUUGUUGCACACCAGUAAAAGCUUCCAUUUUAACAAGGAGGGAACGCUGAGACUUGGAUCCAGAACCUGAAGAGGUUCUUUCUAAGUUUGCCAUUUAUAGAGUAAGGAAAUUCCGAUGUGGGUCCAUUCUUUGUUUUUGUUUUGUUUUCAAAACCGAACCCUAUUGUAUUUGUAUUUAAAAUUUGUACACAUUUGUAUAAUAAUCUGUACCUCGUGGCAUUUGGUACUCUUAGAGGGAAAUCUUUGGAUUCAGACCUACUUACAGUUUUUAUAUCAUUGCUUUGGUUUGGUUUUUUAAACAAAUCCUAGUGGUUUGGUCCAAAUCCCAUUAAAGUUGUAUAAAGAAAUAAAAUUUUGUACUUAUAUAUUAAAAAAACCCACAUUUUUAAUA
Monodelphis domestica (gray short-tailed opossum) is the source of this 4289-nucleotide messenger RNA. It is a transcript of the gene HMGXB4, whose product is annotated as HMG-box containing 4. The record is from RefSeq and is a predicted model, not a curated record. NCBI's taxonomy places the organism in Eukaryota, Metazoa, Chordata, Mammalia, Didelphimorphia, Didelphidae.